This is a messenger RNA of Python bivittatus (Burmese python), 3303 nucleotides long. RefSeq names its product E3 ubiquitin-protein ligase TRIM7-like. NCBI's taxonomy places the organism in Eukaryota, Metazoa, Chordata, Lepidosauria, Squamata, Pythonidae. Gene Ontology annotation, molecular function: zinc ion binding; protein binding. The record is from RefSeq and is a predicted model, not a curated record.
AAAUCAGUGCAAAAUCAAGUUAACUUUGGUGGCUGUGGUGAGUUUUCUGGAUCUUUGCUAAUGGCUGAUUAUUUAAAAACAAGUUUAUUCAAGUGGGCUAGCCAGGACAACUUCUAGGUCAGAGGGAAUGGCUUUGUUGGCAAGCUGAAGCUUCUCAGUGCUAAUGUUAGAAAUGAAUCUCUGUUCUCAUCUCAGUCAGGACUGAAAAACAAUAUCAGUCAUGUGGAAUCUGGAAACAUCCCUUUGGUCUCUCCAAACCGAAUGAAGCCCCCUGCUCUGAUUUUCCUUCUCUACACUCUAAAGAGCAUUUCUCAUCCUGUCUAGAGGCUGAAUCGUUGCCAACGUAAGAAACCAGAAGCUUCCGAGAUGACCUUGCAACACCAGCUGGCUUCUGGCACAGGAACCCCUGCCCUGUGUUUCGUGCCCAGCAUUCGCUCUCUGUAUGCUGCAGGGAAAGCAGGAAGGGGAGAAGGAGAAGGGGAUAUCGGUGCAGCCAUGGCUGCCGUCUUCCUCCCAGGAAACCUUCAAGAUGAAGCCACUUGCUCAGUUUGCCUGGAAUAUUUCAAAGACCCCGUGUCCAUCCAAUGCGGGCACAAUUUCUGCCGGGCUUGCAUCACCAAGAGCUGGAAGAGCCUGGAGAUGGAUUUUCCUUGCCCCCAGUGCAGGGAGGUGUUCAAGGAGAAAAGCCUCAGGCCCAAUCGACAGUUGGCCAACAUGUCUGAGAUCAUCAGCCAGUUCAUCCUGCAUGGUGGGAAAGGCCUUGAGGAGGACAGGAUCUGCGAGAAACACAGGGAGGCUCUGAAGCUUUACUGCAAAGAUGACCAGAAGACCAUCUGCGUGGUGUGUGACCGGUCUCGGGACCACCGACCUCAUGCUGUGGUGCCUGUAGAAGAGGCAGCCCAGGAGUACAAGGAACAAAUUCAGACUCGUUUGGAUUUUUUGAAAAAAGAGAGACAAGGGCUCCUGGAAUUCAAAACACAGGAUGACAAGAAGAGCCAAGAACUUCUGAAAACCAUAGAAACCGAGAGACAGAAGGUCCUCUCUGAAUUUGAAGGGCUACGCCAAUUUCUUCAUGAGCAAGAACAGCUUCUCCUUGGUCAGCUGGACAAGAUGGAGAAGGGCAUCAUGAAAAGACAGAAUGAAAACAUCACAGAGCUAUCCAAGGAAAUUUCCCUCCUCAACAAAUUCAUUGCUGAUCUGGAGGACAAAGUCCAGGAACCAUUGCUUGAUUUCCUCAAGGAUGUGACAACUACUAUUGCCAGAAGUGACAAUGUCAAAUGUCAGAAGCCUAUUCCAGUUUCUUCUGACAUGAAAGGCCACGUCUCCAACUUCUCUCUGAAGACGGUGGCUCUCAAGGGAGUGCUUAAGAAGUUCAGAGAUCAUUUACGGGAUGAACUGGGGAAAGGUGAGAAAGAGGACUUGCUCCUGGAUCCGGAGACAGCCAACCACCUCCUCCUCAUCUCUUCGGAUCUCAAGACGGUGCGGAUGGGCUGUCGAAAGCAAGAUCUCCCCGACAACCCCAAACGCUUUGACACCAACUCUCGAGUCCUGGCAACGGAAGGGUUCAAGUCCGGGCGGCAUUACUGGGAGGUGGAGGUGGGGUCUGCUGAUGGCUGGGCCUUUGGAGUGGCCAAGGAAUCGGUCCGAAGGAAAGGGCUGACUCAGUUUUGCCCUGAAGAGGGCAUCUGGGCCCUGCAGCAAAAUGGUGGGCGAUACUGGGCGGUCACCACCCCUCAGCGCACCCCGAUUUUCCUGAAUGAGAAGCUGAUUAAAAUUAGAGUCUACUUAGACUACGAAGGAGAAGAAGUGUCCUUCUACAAUGCUGACACCAUGCAACACAUUUUUAGCUUUAACGUUGCCUUCGCAGAGAGGAUGUUUCCGCUUUUCUCAGUUUGCUCCACUAUAACCUAUAUUAAGCUUUGCUCCUGAAAUGAAGAGGAUGCUUUGUUGGAGGCCGGGGAAGCCACGGCGAUGCAAGGACUGCUUGUUUUUAUGUCGGGCUGACCUCCUGGGAGACACGUGGGAGUUUGGAGAAAAAUAUGUGAGGAAUCUGGACGUGGCCACCUUCCGAUAGGGCAAGCUGGUCAAGGGUGCCGAAACCUAAAUACGGUGCAAAGCAGUAGGAGAUGCCACCAAUUUGUCCUGAGUAUGCAGAAGUCAUGUCAAUAGGUUUGAUGUUUGAGUUGCAGUUUCUAACCCCAAUCCUAUCACACAAUUAGGCAGGAUUGCAUCUCGCCGGCCCGAAUUUUGAGAAGAGGGAGGUGUAACUGUUUUGUUCCUUUGGAAUAGCUAUAGGGAAUAAGCAUGGCAAAGAGAGAGUGAGUGUGCCAAAAUUGCAUACAGGACUGUCUUUUUUCUAAUCAUUAUUUGCAGUUUCAGCUGCUACGUCUUUCCUGCAAAAGACUUAGGAAGGUCAUCAUUUGCAGCCAGGAAGAGGCAGAUGGAAGGCUUUCUCUCGCCUGGCUCUUUCUCUCCUGCAGGGUCUCUGGUUCUGUGUUAAUUCAGAUGUUGAGCUUGAACCUUGGCGUAGGAAAAGCAGCUGGGGAAGAGAUUGCAGGAGAGGGUCAAACGUUCUGCUCUUUGCAUUUGGCGUCUUCUUAGGGCCUCUUAGUGGAGGAAAGAGAGCGCUUGGGAUUUUGCAAUAUGAGAUGCCCACGGAAUGUGCAGUUCCAAAGGGCAGUUUAAGGAAAGACAAAGAUUUCAUCCUAUAGGAACAGAGAAACAGAAAAGGAACUAGAGCUAAUGUUUCUUUUUACUAUUAAAAAAUAAUUACCUUAGCUAAGAUGUUUAUUUUUGUUUAUUGUUUAGUUCUUGGGACCCUUGGGGCGUCUCUAUUCUGGGAAUGCAAGUGAUGUUUGAAUGGCUCUUGAAUGCAGGCAAGGCUCUCUGCCUGGCCUUGCAGGUUUUCUGCCCUUGCUGUUUAAAUCCUGCAGCGCAGAACGGAUGGCUGGUGGUGCAGAGGCUUCUGCAAAUCAACCCUGAAGAUGCAGUUGGAACCCUGAAGACCUCCACCCCCACCCCUUGCAUAUGUGCACCCCUAGGAUUGCAAGCCAUCCUUUGUCUGGCUGGACCCAUGGUUGGGAUUCAGUGGGCCCUGGCUUGCCAUCAUCCCAAAUAGUUCAGACUGUACCAUCCAUAGGAUGGGGUGCUGUGGACUUGUUUUACAGUACAGCUUCGGUGUGGCUGGGAAGAAGCAAAUUUGGGGAAUACAACACUGACAUUCUAGAUGUGGAUUGAACAUGCUCUCCUGCAAACUUCUGCAACCCUGAAAUCAUGCUGACUCAACUUGUCCACGUGUAAAUA